AUGUCAGACAUGUCUGAUCCAGCUGUCGUAGAGGGACGGGCUCCUCGCUGUCCCGCUCGGCCCCCCCUGGCAGAGAAGGCGCUGUCCGAGGUCUUCGGGCGGCUGCGGUAUCGCGACACGUCACUGCUCAUCUGGCAGCAGCAGCAGCUGGAAGCAGCACCGCCCUCCACCUACCUGAGCCGCAGCCAAUCGGCCUGGUACAGUAACUAUGGCAACCAGGCAGUCCUGGUCCGAGACAGGAGGGGUGCGGACGAGGGGCGGUCCCGGAUCUGCAGCAUCAUGUGACGCAAACGGGAGCAGUUCAGUUUGGUCGCUAACAGUUUGUUUUUAAUUUAGAGAACUGUCCAAUCAGAGAGAAGCAUUAAGAUCCACGCCCCCGCCCCUCCCUCACCCACAGACUGCAGACAGGAAAAAAACGAACAGUAUUGUCAGCUUAGCGAGCUCCAGCGUCAGCUCUGAUGACCAGUUUAAUGGACUUCCUGCCCUACAGGGGGCGUCCUGUGUCAGUAUCCCUAACCCUAGUGUCCUCCAUUUUGAUUUGGGGAAUGAAGCCAGCAGCACCACACUGAAACCAUCACCUUCAUCCAGCAUGCCACCAAAUGACAUUGUCCUGUUUGAAACCCUUAAGUGACCAAUCAGCACGCAGUUACAGCACACUGGUGCUUUCUGGGUAAAAUCAUCGUCACUGAGAAAUUGAAGGUAACGAGUCUUCAGACGUGUUACUGAUUUAUGGAAACGACGAAUAAAAUGUUAUCUUGUGUUAGCUCUGUCAUUCUUACUCUGAAGACUGAGAGCGCCCCCUAAUGUCAGGCCUGCGAAACUGAUAUGCAAACAACGCCAAGCACAGUUCCACCAGCACAUCCGUUUUCCUGCACGAUGAAGAAAUGUUACUACAGUAAAUCAAAGAUUCUGAGCUAAUAAAUGUGUUCAGACUGUGAUGAUCAAACAUCUGCUGUAACUCAAAACCUUUUCUUUCACAUAAGGACUUUGGUGUGGUUUGAAGCAGCAGGAAAUGAAACUCAUUAAAAGUCCAGAAUUUGAUCCUCCCUUCAUUUUCCCAUUCUGACGCUCGAGCCUUAUAUUUGACACCCCAGGAUUACA
Molecule: messenger RNA, 1101 nt
Organism: Pelmatolapia mariae (spotted tilapia)
Lineage: Eukaryota; Metazoa; Chordata; Actinopteri; Cichliformes; Cichlidae
Exons: 1
Coding region: 1-285 (94 amino acids)
Source: RefSeq, a predicted model, not a curated record